Molecule: messenger RNA, 609 nt
Organism: Penicillium soppii
Lineage: Eukaryota; Fungi; Ascomycota; Eurotiomycetes; Eurotiales; Aspergillaceae
Exons: 1
Coding region: 1-609 (202 amino acids)
Source: RefSeq, a predicted model, not a curated record
AUGGAUAGGCAACCUGAAGGAGAAUCGUCACAAGUGGUUCACGCAGAAAUGGUUGCCACUGAUGAACCCGAGGUGCUUGUUGACAAACAUUCCUAUGAAAGGAUUACAGAAACUUUGGGCAAUAUUCCAGGGAAACCGGAGCACGGGCCAAAGAUGAAUAGCGAAUCAACUGCAACUAACAGAUACGCCCCAACACACGUUACCGAUAAUCGGGAUAACGGGCAAAUGACAGAUGUUGUUCUCGAUGUUGCAGUCAGCUAUCAUCCUAGUUAUUUUCACCUGCGUAUGUAUGGCGAGGCAGACUAUUUCAUGGUCAGCGACCUGAAAUGCAACGCCGAGAGACAUUUCUGCGAAUCGUUUCUGAACUCCACAGAAACACUACCCUUUGCAGAGAUCGUGGAGGAGGUGUGUUCGACCCAAGCAAACUACCAUGGACUAAGGCAAUUGGCAAUCGAAAUGAUAGUUGAUAAUCUGCCGCUUUUCCGAAACAGAACUACGCCGAUGUUUGUGCCUGAGCUGAUGAAGUUAAUCCCUGAUUUCACAUAUGAUUUGUUUCAAGCUACUGUUGAUAAGUGUGUGGAUGGGUCGUCCAGCAUGGAAAAAAAUUAG